This is a messenger RNA of Penicillium longicatenatum, 2289 nucleotides long. Its product is annotated as glycoside hydrolase family 95 protein. NCBI's taxonomy places the organism in Eukaryota, Fungi, Ascomycota, Eurotiomycetes, Eurotiales, Aspergillaceae. The record is from RefSeq and is a predicted model, not a curated record. The coding region runs from base 1 to 2289 and encodes 762 amino acids. Gene Ontology annotation, molecular function: alpha-L-fucosidase activity. The transcript has a single exon. Gene Ontology annotation, biological process: carbohydrate metabolic process.
AUGAGUGAGCUGUGGUACGAACAGCCUGCAGCCACUUGGAAUGAGGCUCUCCCCCUAGGCAAUGGCCGACUUGGUGCCAUGGUCCACGGUCGCACCGACACAGAGAUGAUCCAGUUAAACGAAGCUUCGUUGUGGUAUGGUGGGCCUCAGCAACGAACACCCGAAGAUGCCUUGAACAAUUUGCCAGCUCUGCGACAAGCCAUUCGCCAGGGAAAUCAUACCGAGGCGGAAAGACUCGUGACCACAUGCUUUUUCGCAACCCCAGCAAGCCAACGACACUAUGAGCCUCUCGGUAAUCUUUUCUUAGAUUUUAGACAUAUGCCUGAGCAUGUAACCAAUUACCGACGCUCGCUGGACCUCACCAAUGGGGUCUUGCAUGUCAACUAUGAGCACCAGCACGUUACAUACGAGCGACAGAUGAUCGCUACUGAUAGUCCAUCGGUCCUCAUUCUGAGCGCUCGCUCCUCGGCUAAAACCGAAUUUAUCAUACGUCUGACCCGAAUGAGUGACCUUGAAUUUGAGUCACAUGAGUACUUUGAUUCUGUCGAGACCGUCGGAAAGAUCCUUGACUUGGAGGAUCUGGGCCGUAAGGAAAAUACUAUCACCAUGCACGUCACACCCGGUGGAAAGGGAAGCAGUGCCUGUUGUAUCGUCCAUGUUCAAGCUCUUGAUAUGGACGGAAAGGGCACUAUCACCAAAUGUGGCAAGAAUCUUGUCGUCAAGUCCGAUAAUGCGGUGGUCUACAUUGCGGCGCAAACAAGUGUGAAUGGGAAGAAGGGCGAUAUCCAUGCAGAAGCCGAUAUCAAAAGCAUUCCCUCUACUUCACAUGAUAUCUGGAGACAACAAGUCCAAGAGAACCAGGAGAUCUGGAAGCGAAUGCAUCUGACGCUCCUACCAGACCAGUCGGACAUUCCUACCGAUAAACGAAUUAUAGGACCCAGAGACCCAGGCUUGAUUGCUCUCUACCACAACUACAGUCGCUAUCUCCUCAUGGCCUGCAGCCAUGAAGGGAGCGCGGAUUAUCCUUUACCGGCCAAUCUACAGGGUAUCUGGAAUCCCUCCUUCCAUGCAGCUUGGGGCUCCAGGUUCACAAUCAACAUCAAUCUGCAGAUGAACUAUUGGUCUGCCAAUCUUUGCAAUCUGUCUGAAUGCGAGUUGCCUUUGUUCAAACACCUCUCCCGAAUGGUAGCCAAUGGCAAGAAUACCGCAGAAAAGAUGUACGGGUGUCGUGGUUGGACUGCCCAUUCCAAUACCGACAUCUGGGCCGACACCGAUCCUGUAGAUCGUUGGAUGCCAGGUACGCUUUGGCCGCUCGGGGGCGCAUGGCUCUGCUGUCACAUUUGGGAACAUUUUCAAUUCACCGGAAACGAGGAAUUUCUCCGAAAAUAUUUUCCGAUCCUUCGUGGAUGUGUCGAGUUUCUUCUCGACUUCCUGAUCAAAGAUGCAUCGGGUGAAUACCUCGUGACGUCCCCGUCAGUCUCGCCGGAGAAUUCCUACUACGACAAGAAAGGUCAGAAGGGCGUGCUUUGUGAGGGAUCCACAAUUGACAUCCAAAUCAUCGGCGCUGUGUUACGAGAUUUCGAGUUAGUAACCGCGUAUCUGGGCAUGAGUGAUGAUCCUCUCCUCCCUCAGGUUCGCUCAACUCGCACUCAACUCCCACCCAUAAAAAUCAGCCAAAAAGGUUACCUCCAGGAGUGGGCUGAGGAUCACGACGAAGUCGAGCCUGGCCAUAGACACACAUCUCAUCUAUGGGCCCUCUACCCCGGCAACGCGAUCACGCCAGAAAAGACACCCGAACUCGCAGCUGCGUGCCGAGAGACGCUUCGUCGACGCGCUGAGCACGGAGGUGGUCACACGGGUUGGAGUCGUGCCUGGCUCAUCAAUCUGUACGCCCGACUCCGUGACACGGCGGAAUGCCAAAAGCAUCUGGACUUAUUACUGGCCAAAUCGACUCUUCCGAAUCUGUUCGACAAUCACCCGCCAUUCCAGAUUGACGGUAACUUUGGUGGGGCUGCAGGUGUCGUGGAGAUGUUAAUUCAGUCGCACGAGCCAGGAUUUAUUCGACUUCUUCCUGCCUGUCCGAGCGACUGGACGGGAGCUAUCCAUGGAGUCCGAGCUCGAGGAGGAUUUGAGCUGGAUUUUGGCUUCGAGAAUGGAACUCUCGUGGGUGAUGUCACUCUCAAGUCUCAGGGAACAAAGAAAGUCACUCUUGUUUUCCCGGGUGGGUUUGAAAUGAAUAUUGAAUAUGCUGGCAAUUCCAGAAUCCCACCUGAGAUAUACUCUAGAUAG